CCGAUUAAGGCCAUUUAGCGUUUGAUGCACAUUUGUCUUAUGUGUCUUCUAGCCACAGCUCAAACACUGCUGUACUAAAUCAAACUCCAUGACCGUGUAAAGAAACACUGAAUUGCACUCCCACCGCUAUUAAUUCACAACUACUAUUAAAGGAUUUUGUACAUGAAACGUGCCGUGACAUAUGUUUCCAGGUGAGAUCAGGUGUGGGAGGAGCCAAAGAAGAACCCGCAGACAUCUGCAGAUCUGUGAACACACGUCAUGACAGGCCACAGGACAGGACACGGAGACUUUUAUUGGACUGAAGUAGAUGGAAGAAUCAACAGCAUGCCGUAGUAAAGAGGAUCGGAGGGAGGAAGUAAAGUGAAGAUUCAGGGCGAAGAGAUGGCACAGCAAGAAGAGCCCCUGUAUGACUUCCCAGAGCCUUCCCAGCCUUCAAAGUUUUUAGGACAUCAGAGGGGAUGGGGUUCUCUGAAAAGCAUCAGUGUACUGGACCGCCUCCUUCUCACUGUUCCUGUCUGGCUUCAGCUGUCAAUCAACCCGGCCACAGCGCUGCACAUACUGCAGAGGGAGCCUCCUGGGACCUUCCUUGUGCGGAAAUCUCGUACAUCCCAGAAGAAUGUGCUGUGUGUCCGUUUGGCAGACGACAGUGUGCCAUCCUUUGUACAGCAGUUCGGCAUCCGGGAGGAACAGUCCACUCUGUCUCUGGAGACUUCAGCCAUCAGCUUCCCAGACCUGCCAAGACUCAUUUCCUUCUACUGUGUCAGCAGAGAUGUACUGCCCUUCCCUCUGGAGCUCCCAGAAGCCAUUGCAAGAGCAACAUCCCACAAAGAGCUGGAGUCCAUCUCACAUAUGGGAAUAGAAUUCUGGAAUUCUCACCUAAAUGUCCGUGGACCACGUGAACCCCCUAAACCCCAGAAGGAUGAGAAGAAGCCAGACUCUGCACCCUCAGUACCACCCCCUGCUCCCCCACCAACUGAUGCUGUUCCUAAGUUGAAACCAGACCAGCAACCAAACCCAGACAGCCAGGUCACCACAGCAUCCGGCUCUGAAACUGUCACCAAAAAGUCCGGUUCCAACCCAACACUGUUCCACGAGUUCUGUCCGAUCAAGACUCGGAGCCCUCGAGAGCUGGACUGCGGUUCUGGUCUGGGUGCACUCUGCUUUAUAAACCCUCUUUUCUUGCAGUCUCUGAGCAAGCGGCGUAUGUUCAAACGCAGCCUCAAGGUUCGGGUUUCUACAGAGUCUUCAACGUUACUGUCACCCCCCCUCGCUCCCCCACCGCCACCACCCCUCGUGCCCAAAACCAAGAGGAAAUGUAAAGCCCAGAAACAAGGACCAGGAGCAGCUCAAAACCCAGCUACCCUGAACGAGACCACUCAGAUUACUCCCACAGCUCAGGACAGCCAGCCCCAGAUGCCGGGCAUGUGCAGUGAGGACCAAGUGCAGCCUCCACCAGCCACUCUACCCAUUCAGUUUGAGGUGCAGGAGGGUCAGACUAUGGCUGGACUCAUGGAAGACGAGGCUACGGCUCAGAUACUGACGGUCAAAGAGAAUCUAGUAGAAGACUCCAACUACAUGCAGCCUUCGCCAGUAGUGAAUUCUUCCCUUUGUGCUUCACUCUCUUCUUAUCUGUCGCCCUCUGUGGCUCCCAAAGCACCUCCCCUUUCACCUAAAAUGUCUCCAUCACUCUCUCUUCACAACUCUCCCAGUGCUUCACCCUCACUCUCACCCUAUCAGUCCCCGUCUCUCUCUCCUAGGCUUCCCCUUUCUCGGUCUCCACAUGACUCACCCACUGCUUCACCCUCUCUUUCACCCUAUCAGUUACCCUCGCCUUCUCCUAAGGUCCCUUUCCUCCUCUCUCCUUUCACCUCUCCAUCCUUUUCUCAACUGGCCGAGGAGGCCUAUCACAUCCCAGUCGCCCUUUCAAGAUCAGAUCUACAAAGAGAGCAGGUAGAAGAUGAAGAGGAGGAUGGAGAAGAUGAUGAGGAAAAAUAUGACGAGGCACGCAAAGAGAUGGAAGACGAAGAAAAUGAUCUCCUUCUGCAGAUUAAUGCUGCUUCGUUGUGUGAUACAGACAGCUGCAGUUCUUUCAGUAGCCAGGAGGAGGCAGCAGAGACCCCAACUCAAACACUGGACAAACAGGAUGAUGGGACAACAAUCAAUGAUUUAGAUUGUACAUAACUAUCAUAUAUUGUGAAUCAUAUCAUAUGUACAUUCUGAAAAUGCUUCAAAGUAAUUUGUUGAUUUUCUUCCUGUGAUUUAUGGCCUAGGUGUAACAAAAAUAAACUACAAAGAUCUUA
Sphaeramia orbicularis (orbiculate cardinalfish) is the source of this 2300-nucleotide messenger RNA. RefSeq names its product ras and Rab interactor 1-like. The coding region runs from base 382 to 2181 and encodes 599 amino acids. The transcript has 6 exons. Lineage: Eukaryota; Metazoa; Chordata; Actinopteri; Kurtiformes; Apogonidae. The record is from RefSeq and is a predicted model, not a curated record.